GUCGUCGAUCUACCGUCAGAUCUCGCCUCCUCUACUUCUCUCCUCGGUUUCUUCGACCUCGAACUCCAACUCGCCGGCCGUGAUCCUUCCUUGGUGCAUAGCAUUCCUCCUCGUGCUUCCUUCCCGGCUGAAAGCCAGCUGCCAUUGCCGGCGAUCGAGCUAGCUGGCCAUGCAGGACGUUGGCGGAGGAGGAGGAGGAGGAGGGGACGGCAAUAGCAUGCAUCUGCUCCUGACCAUCCUGGCCGACGGGGAGGCGCAGGUCAGGCGGCUCCUCGGCGAGCUGCCGCCGGCCGGCGACGAGGAGCAGCUGCUCGGGCGGGGGCCGGCGGCGGAGUGCUGCCGGGGCGUGGCCGGGCAGCUGCUGUGCACGUUCGGCAAGGCCAUCGCCGUCGCCAAGGCCAUCGAGGCGGCCGGCGGCGACUCCCCGCGGUCGGCCGACGAGGGCGCCGGCGCCGGGAUGGCCGGCAGGGACGCGGCGCAUGCGCAGGAGCGCCAUGGCCAUGGCGUCUGCAAGAGAAGGAAGGGCUUGCCAAGAUGGACCGAAAAGUUCCGUAUACCCGACGACGCAAAUUUGGAGUACACGCCGGACGAUGGGUUCAGCUGGAGGAAGUACGGCCAAAAGGACAUACUCGGCGCCAAAUUCCCAAGGGGCUACUACCGGUGCACGUACCGCAACGCGCAGGGGUGCGCCGCCACGAGGCAGGUGCAGCGCUCCGACGCCGACCUCGCCGUGUUCGACGUCACGUACCAGGGCGCCCACACGUGCCUCCAGGCGCAGCGCCGCGCCGCCGUGCCUCCCCCUCCUCCUCCGGCCACGCACGACGGCGGCGGCGGCCAGCAGCAGGACGCGGACAUGCAGCUGCUCGAGAAUUUCAGGAACGGCCUCAAGGUGGAGAUCACCGACGGGCCACCGCCGCCGGCCUCCUUCUACGGCCACGGCCACGACGCCUUGUCGCUCCCCUACACCGCGGCAGCAGGCUACUCCUACUCGGUAGGUGGCCAGCAGCAGCAGCUGCAAGGCGGUGGCUGCUUCUCCCCGGCGACCUUCUCCUCGCCGGCCGCGACGACGGCGGCCGGGCCGGGCUACUUCUCUGUGUCGGCGGCGCACUGCGCGCUGGGCACGCACGACUCGCCGGAGCUCGCCGAGGUCGUGUCCGCGGCGACCACCGCCACGGACCCCGCCGGCUUCGACUACUCGCUGUACCAGUACCACGACCUGCCGUUCCCGUUCGACCCCACCAUGUUCGGACACCGUUCCUCCUCCCAUGGCCAACACGGAGACGCCUCAAGGAACUGAGGCAUGAUUCUGUAGAAAAACAAAACAGUCGGAUUAUUCAGGUUUCGGUAUCUACUUGUGUAUACUUAAAACACCAUUUCCCAGAAGUGUCAUUAUAAAAUACUUCCUCCGUCU
This is a messenger RNA of Hordeum vulgare subsp. vulgare (domesticated barley), 1411 nucleotides long. Its product is annotated as transcription factor WRKY19-like. Gene Ontology annotation, biological process: regulation of DNA-templated transcription. The coding region runs from base 170 to 1297 and encodes 375 amino acids. Lineage: Eukaryota; Viridiplantae; Streptophyta; Magnoliopsida; Poales; Poaceae. The transcript has 3 exons. Gene Ontology annotation, cellular component: nucleus. The record is from RefSeq and is a predicted model, not a curated record. Gene Ontology annotation, molecular function: DNA-binding transcription factor activity; transcription cis-regulatory region binding.